AUGGAGAUGAUUAAAAUGGGGCCAAUUGGCUCGAGAGAUCACAUUCUUAAAACCGAAUGGGAUGAGAUGGGCCACAACAUAAUCUCACACAUAAUCAUCUCGUAUGACAAAAGUGGAGUAAGAUCCAUCCAGUUUGGUUACGUCGACAAUGGAGCUCUGGUCAUGUCAAAAAUCUAUGGAGCGUCACCACUUGGCUAUAGCAGCCGAAUCGAAACACGAAGCGGUUCACUUGACAUUCGAUUCAAGAUUUUCAGCACCUCAGAAGAUGGAGUUACAUUCCGGGAUACUUGA
Molecule: messenger RNA, 291 nt
Organism: Eruca vesicaria subsp. sativa (arugula)
Lineage: Eukaryota; Viridiplantae; Streptophyta; Magnoliopsida; Brassicales; Brassicaceae
Source: the annotation of a GenBank genome assembly